Molecule: messenger RNA, 1749 nt
Organism: Ostertagia ostertagi
Lineage: Eukaryota; Metazoa; Nematoda; Chromadorea; Rhabditida; Trichostrongylidae
Source: the annotation of a GenBank genome assembly
AUGUCCGAUGGAGUCUCUAAUCAAUGUUCGGAAAGAGGAGAUCCGUUUUUGGAACAAAAUGUAAACGGAGCGAGCAGAAACACUUGCUCAGGAAGAGGAACGGGAAAGCGCUUCGCUCGACGGGCCAAAAGGUGGGCGGAACUGCAGCAACGAAGAUAUAAUCAACGACUUUUUGCAGCACGCUCGGGAUUUCUUGACUCUCCUGAAGAAUCUUGCAUGUUUGACGAUCUCGACCUAUCCAGUAGCGCAGUUGAACUGCUGAAGCAUCGGGAAACGCCUCACGCUGAGCAUCUCUGCAAUUCCAUAUCACAUUGGAUACCACAGCCUUACUGGAGGGAUGGAGUCGAGCAUUGCUCUGUAACGUCGUUCGAGGCUUCUUUUUUUAUGAGUGCUGCUUCUAUCGAGUACGCAACUCGUGCAAGUUUCUCGGUAUGUCGAGUUGCUUCAGAAUCGCCCCACAGUCAAACAUCAAUUGGCCGAUCAUCGCAUCAAGAGACAGGAAAGACUUCGAAAUCGCUCACCCCUUCCUCAGAUCUAGGCGACCUUCUUUCAUUGGUUGAAACGGAAUUGUCUUUCACAUCCAAGAGGACAUCAAAACAUGCUUCUACAGAAGUUCUUGAAUCAUCUGCGGACACUAACACACUUUCCUUGCAUCUGUUUCUUCAGCCUGGAAUAGCAAAGCGAAGUGAUUUUUCUGUUAACACCGCACCGCCGCCUGAGCGGGAAUGGGUGAUGAUCCGACACGCAGAUCCCGACCGACCUAUAGCUACUUUUACUGUGCUGUGCUACAACGUGCUAUGUGAUAAAUAUGCCACUGUCAACCAAUAUUCCUACUGCCCAUCAUGGGCUCUCAAUUGGGAGUACCGAAAGAUGUCUAUUAUGAAAGAAAUUCGAAAUUACGAGGCAGACAUCAUCACAUUACAGGAAGUCGAAACGGAACAAUUUCGUCUAUUGUUUCAACCGGAAUUGAAAGUGUUAGGGUACACAGGGAUUUUUUCUCCAAAAUCUCGCGCAAAGACCAUGAAUGAAGAAGAUCGAAAGUACGUGGAUGGCUGUGCAAUCUUCUGGAAAUCGGAAAAGUUUGAGAUUGAGCGAGAGCACCUCAUAGAGUUUACGCAAAUUGUUGUGAAGAAAGCCGCCUCAUCGGAGCAUAUGCUCAACCGGGUUAUGCCUCGAGAUAACAUCGCGCUGUGUGCUGUUCUCCGGAUCAAGGAGAACGUCUACAAUAACAGACGCAUGACGAUGGCUGCAGCAGACAAUGUCGUUGGUUCACCGCUUGUUGUUUGCACUGCUCAUAUCCAUUGGGAUCCUGAAUCUUUGCGACGUCAAGCUGGAGUCUUUGAAUUCCUCUCUCGAGGACAAUUGUCGCGGACUCAUUCGGAGCUGAAAGGAUUUCGAGACGAUAGUUGCUUGGAAAUGUUUUCUUCUGGCGUUCGCGAUCCGAACUGUUUCACCCAUUCACUCCGGCUCGACUCCGCUGUCGAACUGAGCAAUAUACCAUUCACGAAUUACACACUAGACUUCAAGGGAAUGAUUGACUAUAUAUUUUCGACGCCUCAAUCUUUGGCACGGCUUGGUUUCCUUGGCGCUUUCGAUUCGAAUUGGGUGGCACAAAACAAGAUCAUUGGAUUUCCGCAUCCUCACGUGCCGUCAGAUCACAUACCGAUCAUGGCGCAGUACGCAGUGAUACCAACGAGUCAUCAACGUGCACCUCCGCCUCCUCACCCUUUGAACAACUUCACUCGAUAG